Molecule: messenger RNA, 6855 nt
Organism: Acanthosepion pharaonis
Lineage: Eukaryota; Metazoa; Mollusca; Cephalopoda; Sepiida; Sepiidae
Source: the annotation of a GenBank genome assembly
AUGGCCGACCCCCAGCUUGUAGAAGGCCCUCCUCCAGCCAAGAGGCCAAAACUUGCGUCACCUGCUUUACCAAGUGAUAGCGGAGAUGCUUUUCCCGAGUUCGAUUUAAACGAAGAGUUACCAGAUGAGUUAAUUAGUACCAAUAACUCGGCGAGCGAUGGGUCCCACAAUGGAACAAACGAUUCAUCUCAAGUUCAGCCCGGUCAAGAAGCGACAACGACGGCAACAUCGCAGCAAAGGCACUCAUCAUCUCAUCAACAGUUAUCUCAUCUACUGCAGCCUGCUUCUGUCUCUACUCAUUCGAGCGGUAAUAGUAUUUCGAGUCCGCACAGCUCCCAAAACCAGGGGCCCACCACUGGACCACCAACCAAUAGCAGACAGAUAAUUCCCAACAUCAACUCCAGUGUUAGUAUAAACAACACUGUGAAAAGUCCACUGUCUGCAAACCUUUCUUCCCCACCUCAUGGAUCGGUCAGUAAGGCCGGAACACCUUCGCCCCAUGUUGUUAGCCCCGACCUGCCACUGACCAGUAGCACUAGUAGCUCAUCUUUUUCAUCAUCUACUGUUGGUGUAACUGGCGGUGGUACUGGUGGUGGUGGUGGUGGAGGUAACACCCACUUAGGACCUUCUUCAGGAGUUGCCCUAAAAUCGGUAUCCUCCCAGCCGGCGCUAACUCAAAGUACUGUUAGCAUUUCGCAAACUCCUCACAACAGUCAUAUUUUAAACGGACCACAUUACUCAUCUAUGAGUGCGCCAGGCCCUGCUGCAAGAGAUUCCACGACUAAUCUGACCGCUGGAGGUCUUUCCCUACCACAAAACAAUGUUAUGGGUCCCACUAUGAGUACACAAAUUCAACUACCAUCCCAUUCUGUUGGACACCCGGCACUAACAGCGGCAGCUGCAGCUCAAACACCAAUGAUGAAGACUGGGCAGCAAGGUCAGCAACCUCCUACUGCAGAUCCUGAAAAGCGGAAACUCAUCCAGCAGCAACUUGUUUUACUUCUUCAUGCUCAUAAAUGCCAAAGGCGAGAACAAGCGAAUGGUGAAGUCGCUUCAUGUAUUCUUCCGCAUUGUAGAACAAUGAAGAGUGUUUUGAAUCAUAUGACAACUUGUAAUGCAGGCAAAUCUUGUCAAGUUGCUCAUUGUGCAUCAUCUCGUCAGAUCAUCACUCACUGGAAGAAUUGUACACGAAGUGACUGCCCCGUUUGUUUACCAUUGAAGCAUGUGUCUGAUAAGCGAACGCCUGGAGUUGUACAACAGACACCUAGUGUUCCUGUUAGCACUCAGUCUCCUGGUGUUAGAGAUAUGCAGCGUGCAUAUGAUGCUCUAGGCCUUUCAUACAAGCAGGCCACUAGUGGUAAUGCCGUUCCUCCUAUUCGACCAAGUAUUUCAACUCAACCAGGCCAAGUACCAGCACAGCCAGGUAUGCUAUCAACUCAGUUGAAUCCUAAUAAUCAGAAUGCCCAACGUCAAGAUAUGAUACAAAGACCGCAGGCCACUGGUGUUUUAUUUGGUGUUACAAGUGGAGUUGCAGCAAAUACUGGAGUACAAGCUUUGAAUCAGACCAAUAGAGGCUCAAAGUCAUGGCAUCAGUGUGUCACUCAAGAUUUAAGAAAUCAUCUUGUUCAUAGGUUAGUACAUGCAAUAUUUCCCACUCCUGAUCCAGCAGCAUAUAAGGACAGGAGAAUGAAAAAUCUAGUCGAUUAUGCCAAGAAAGUUGAAGGUGACAUGUAUGAAACGGCUAAUGAUAGAGAAGAGUAUUAUCACUUAUUAGCAGAGAAAAUUUAUAAAAUACAAAAAGGAAUUAGAGGAGAAAAGAAUGAAACGGCAACAACAAAAUAUGCAACCUGUCAGCCAAAUGGACCUCUGUUGAAUUCUGGUCAGCGGUUACCAGGACAACUACAGAGUACUGAUCCUUAUGGACUGCCUUCAGGAACCCCAAUGCAGAGACUGCCAAUGGCAGCUUCUUUACCUCCUCGCACAACGCCACCACCUCCACCAGUCAAUGUGCGACCAAAUAGGGUAGAUGUGCCAACACAAUUUGCACAAGCUGUCAGCCGCAGUUCUGGUCCGGCAAGUACAAACCCAACACCAUCUCCACCCUUGUCAUCACCUGUAGUCUCGUCAGUAUCGCCUUCGGCAAUAAUUGCUUCAAGUCCUUCGUAUCACGUAGAUCCACUCCAACCAAUUCCUUCACAGCUGAGUGGAUUACUUUCUGAAUCUCAACCACUGCCGAUUCCUCAGCAGCAACCAACAGCACCUGCCCCUGCUCAGACGCAUCAGCCAAUUCCUCAGCAGCCACAGACACAGCCUCUUCCGACCGUUCCCUCAACAACUCAGCAGCAACCAGUAACACUUCCUCAGACACACAUGCAGCCGUCUAUACAAAUACCACCACAAACACAGCCUAUGCAGCCUCAUCAGCAACAGCCUCAGCAACCACCUCCAACACCACAGCAACAACAAGCAACCAUUCAGCCACAACCAACCCAAGUAUCUCAGCCGUCACAGCAAACCACAUCGCAACCCCAGCAACCUACCCAACAACAAAAGCCACCUACACCACAACAGCAACAUACACCAAAACAGCAGCAACCCCCUUCUCAACCUACAACUCCACAGUCCAACACCCCACAGAAAGUAUUACCACAAUCUCAACAGGGUGGUACUGGCCAAAAGGCACUAACACCACAAAAGCCUCAGCCAUUGACACCAAAACAAAUAACACAGCCAAAUCAAACAGAGAUGAUGUCCAAAGGAAAGCAGUUACCAUUGCCAGAAUCUGUUGAGCUAUUGCCUGAAUUGAAAGUAAAGCAGGAGCCUGGAUUAUGUUUAUCAGAAGCACUUUCUACUGUGAAAGAAGAGCCUGUUGCUGAAACAACUAGUCCUGAAUCUACCGCAUGUGGAAAUACAGAAAAUAUAAAUGGUGGUGAAUCAAAAGCUAGCCCUCUGGGGCCAUUAGCACAAACUACCUCAGGGUCAGGCACACCACCAAAAUCUAAGAAAGUUUUUAAGCCAGAUGAACUGCGCCAAGCACUGAUGCCAACUUUGGAAAAGCUUUACAGGCAGGACCCAGAGUCUUUACCUUUCAGACAGCCGGUUGAUCCUAGUCUUCUGCAGAUUCCUCUUCCCCAUCUAACACAGACACAGGACAAGAAAUGGAAACAUUUUAAGGAUUAUUUUAUGAUAAUCAAAAAGCCCAUGGAUCUCUCCACUAUUAAAAGAAAAUUAGACACUGGACAGUAUCAAGACCCAUGGCAGUAUGUUGAUGAUGUGUGGCUUAUGUUUGAUAAUGCAUGGCUAUACAAUAGGAAAACUUCCAGAGUCUAUAAAUACUGUUCAAAGUUGGCUGAGGUCUUUGAAGGUGAAAUUGAUCAAGUUAUGCAGUCCCUUGGCUAUUGUUGUGGCCGCAAGUUUGUUUUCAGUCCACAAGUGCUUUGUUGUUAUGGAAAACAAUUGUGUACAAUACCACGGGAUGCUGUAUAUUAUAGCUAUCAAAACAGAUAUGUUUAUUGUGAGAAGUGUUUCCAGGAAAUCCAAGGAGAAGAGGUUGAAUUAGCAGAAGACCCGUCUCAACCUGUAACGAAUCUCACAGCGCUCUUAGGAUCAUCUAAUUUCACAUCAUACGAGUCACGGACAGUCAAUCCAAGGCGGAUACAAAAGGAAGCGUUUUCCAAACUGAAAAAUGAUCAGUUGGAUUUGGAACCGUUUGUUGAGUGUUUAGAAUGUGGACGAAAGCUACAUCAAAUCUGUGCUUUAUAUUUUGAACCACUCUGGCCUAAUGGGUUUUAUUGUGAUAACUGUCUCAAGGCAAAAGGUAAACAGGGUAAAAAAGAAGGAAAAUAUACUUGUAAACCUUUUCCACGUUAUACAGGUCUCCCGAAUACAAAACUUGGAAUAUACCUUGAAAACCGUGUAAAUAAUUUCCUCAAAAAUAAAGAUGCAGGUGCUGGAGAAGUAACUAUCCGGGUUUUGUCAAGUUCAGAUAAAUCAGUGGAGGUGAAACAAGGAAUGAAAAGCCGGUUUGGGGAUGAAAUGCCAGACAGCUUUCCAUAUAGAGCUAAGGCAAUGUUUGCAUUUGAAGAAAUUGAUAAUGUUGAUGUUUGUUUCUUCGGUAUGCAUGUACAGGAAUAUGGCUCAGAUUGUAACCAACCAAAUAAAAGGCGUGUGUAUAUAUCUUAUUUGGAUAGUGUUCACUUUUUCCAACCACGAUCUCUCAGGACAGCUGUUUAUCAUGAAAUUCUGAUUGCUUAUUUGGAAUAUGUAAGGCGAUUAGGAUACACAAUGGCUCAUAUAUGGGCUUGUCCUCCUAGUGAAGGAGAUGAUUAUAUUUUUCACUGCCAUCCUCCAGAACAGAAAAUUCCCAAACCUAAACGGCUGCAAGAAUGGUACAAGAAGAUGCUGGAUAAAGCUAUUAUUGAGCGUGUUGUGAUUGAUUACAAGGAUAUUCUAAAAGAUGCUGUAGAAAACAACCUUACAAGUGCAACGGAGAUGCCAUAUUUUGAAGGAGAUUUCUGGCCAAAUGUUCUUGAAGAAAGCAUCAAAGAACUGGACCAAGAGGAAGAAGAGAAGCGGAAAAGAGAAGAAGCAGAAGCUGCUGCUGCUGAAGAAGCAGCAGAACAAGGAGAAGAAGGAGAAGCAGGCCAAUCAUCAUUUCAGAAUGGUCAGGGCAAGAAGAAAGGACAGAAAAGUGGUCGAAAUAAAAAAGCUAAUAAAAACAAAAGCAACCAGCGGAAAAAUAAUAAGAAAACCAACCUGCCUCAUGGUGGAAAUGAUCUCUCAGCAAAGUUAUACUCUACCAUGGAAAAACAUAAAGAAGUAUUUUUUGUCAUCCGUCUUCAUACCCAACAGGCAGCGAGUACAUUACCACACAUAGAAGACCCAGAUCCUCUAAUUUCUUGUGAUCUGAUGGAUGGUCGUGAUGCAUUUCUUACCAUUGCAAGAGAAAAGCACUAUGAGUUUUCUUCUUUACGAAGAGCAAAGUAUUCUUCAAUGGCAUUACUUUAUGAAUUGCAUAAUCAGGGAAGGGACAGUUUUGCCUACAAUUGUAACAAUUGCAAAUCUCUUGUUGAGACUAGAUAUCAUUGCUCCCAAUGUGACGAUUAUGACCUUUGUGUUCCUUGUUAUGAGAAGGAAGGUCAUCCACAUAAAAUGGAUAAACUAGGAUUUGACCUUGAUGACGGGACCACAUCAGCAGAAAAACAAGAAAAUCCUCAGGAAUGUCGGCGACAAUCUGUUCAAAGGUGCAUUCAAUCUAUUAUACAUGCUUAUCAGUGCCGGGAUGCUAACUGUCGCCUUGCUAAUUGUCAAAGGAUGAAGCGUGUUGUUGCACACACAAAAAUUUGUAAGCGUAAGACAACUGGUGGUUGUCCAAUUUGCAAACAGUUGCUAGCAUUGUGCUGUUAUCAUGCAAAACAUUGCACAGAAAACAAAUGCCCAGCUCCAUUCUGCUUCCAGAUCAAGCAUAAGUUAACACAGCAACAAUUGCAGCAGAGAUUGCAACAAGCUCGAAUGAUUCGUCGACGUAUGGAAACAAUGACACAGCGAAACUCAAGUAGCACUGUGCAGUCAUUACCACAACAACCACAGUUGCCGCCAUUCGGUGGGAAACCCCAGGGUCCCCCUCCAGGUGCUAUGCAGGCGGCCCGUCAAGCCCAGGAAGCAGCUCAGCGUCAAGCCGUCUCAUUAGGCAAACCCUCAGGCCCUAUCAACAGCCUACCACCACAAGCUGCAAAGAUCCAAGCAAUGCAGUCUAAAACAGUCAAUCCAAUGGCACAGACUACAAUGAUGCAAUCAUGGCAAGCAUACCCAAGUCAACAGGGAGCUCCUCCACCCCAACCAGUUCCUCCUCCUCCUCCACCACAGCCACGCCAGAUGCCACCACAAAGAAUGCCAAUGCAACAGACUCCUCCACAACAGCAACAACAACAGCCACCACCACCAGGGGGAGCACCACUCAACACAGGGAUGUCCCCUACACCGCAAAGGACAUCUAUGCAGCAAUUGAAGCAAGUGUUGAAAACACCACAGUCCCCCCAGCAACAAACCCAAAUUCUUAACAUCUUAAAAUCUAACCCAAAUCUAAUGGCAAUGUUCAUAAAAAAUCGUGAUCAUCAUCAACAGCUGCAGCAGCAGCAACAACAGCAGCAGCAGCAGCAGCAGCAGCAAAUGUCUAAUAUGCAAAGCCUUCAGCAACCAGGUGGUCAACAGGUAGCAGCACAGCAGCAGUGGUAUACAAAAUUGCCUGUUCAGGCCAGGCAGCAACAUCAACAGCAGCCAGCUAUGGCUCCAUUUCCACAAGCAACGCAGUUUACACAACGAACAAGAAUGAGCUUCUCCCAGCCAGGUUUUCAAGGUGAUGGCUCACAGCAUAUGGCCCCACAGUUUCAGCAGCAGAUGCUACAGCAGCAAAUCAAACAGCACAUCUCUGGUGGACAGCCUGUCAGUCCCCAACAAAUGCUGGCCCAACAGACAGCCCCUUCCCCACAGCAAAUAAUGCAGCAGGUGCGUUCUCCUCCAACUUCCGCAUUACCACAGACUGUCCGCUCACCCCAGCCAACCCCAUCACCACGGCAGCAAGCCAUACCCUCGCCUAGACAGCCUCAACAGUCACAUCAUAUACCUCCUACCACUCAUUCACCUCAUCCUGCUGUCGCUGGGACGACAACAACUACUACCACCAACCCUGACCCUAAUCAAAUCCAUUCAGAACAGGUUUUGCUCCCACAGUUACAAACUCAUGGUAACGUCUCACAGCUUAAAAGUCCAAGCGGGUCAGAAUUAACUUUGGGACAAGAUUCUGAAGUUUCUUCAAUAAAUCCACAGGACUCGCUAAAAUUGGUUGACAAAGUGUAG